Messenger RNA from Humulus lupulus (European hop), 2336 nucleotides. RefSeq names its product glycosyltransferase BC10-like. The transcript is spliced from 12 exons. Lineage: Eukaryota; Viridiplantae; Streptophyta; Magnoliopsida; Rosales; Cannabaceae. Gene Ontology annotation, molecular function: glycosyltransferase activity. Bases 627 to 1814 code for a protein of 395 amino acids. Gene Ontology annotation, cellular component: membrane. The record is from RefSeq and is a predicted model, not a curated record.
UCGCCGGCUGAAAAUGGGAGCGUAGUUGUGUGUUGAAGCAGAGGGAGAAGGAGAAGACGACGGCUUCCAAUUUGAGAGAGAGAGAGACGCGCAAAGCAAACGAAUCGUCAAAGGAAUCAUACGAUCAAUAAAAUAAUAUUAGUUAAUAUUUUUAAGAUAAUAAAAACUCCAAAAUCAAAACCCAUAAAUAGAAAUAAAAAAUAUAUUACUACGCCAUUAACAGACUCCUCUUCUUUCUCACUUACACACACUCUCUCUCCUCUUUCUCUCUCUGGGUCUUGGUUCGUGUUUCGGUCUUCUUCUUCCGGUUGAUAUUGGUGUUAUUGUGCCCUAGAUCUUGAGACUUGAGAAAGUCAAUAAGGGGGGAGGAACGGGUUCUUGUUUCAGAUCUUUGACUGUUUUCGUCGAGAUUCAAAGAUCGCUCCGAGGUCCGACCACACUCAAUCGGGGAAUGGGAAAUUAAAUAGAAAUUGGAGAAAAAGCAGUUGAUGCGGUGAAUCCUUGGAUUCCUAGGGAAAUCAUUUGAAUUAGAUAAUUGUUCCCGUGAGUUGAUUAAGCAUUCUUGAUAGCUGUUAGAUGAGCAUCAGUAUCAUCUUGAGAUAAAAAUUGUAAUGCAUUUAUUUUAGAUGAAGACAGCUCAGGCUCAGGCGUGGCGUUUAGGCAUGACAGACAUGCAGAUCUUGCCUGGGCCUCGCCACCGGCCACCUAUGAAGAGGCCAUUAUGGAUUAUUGUAUUGGUUUCAAUGGUCAGCGUAUUCUUAAUAUGUGCUUACAUCUACCCACCACAUAGUAGUGCCGCCUGUUAUAUAUUUUCAUCACGAGGUUGUAAGGCUAUAAUUUCCGAUUGGCUCCCACCAGCUCCUAAAAGGGAAUAUAGUGACGAAGAGAUUGCAGCUCAUGUUGUAAUUAGAGAGAUUCUGAAUGCACCUCCUGUUCAAUCAGAAAAUCCUAAAGUAGCAUUUAUGUUCCUGACCCCCAAUUCAUUACCUUUUGAGAGGCUGUGGGAUAGAUUUUUCCAGGGUCAUGAAGGAAAAUUUUCUGUUUAUGUUCAUGCGUCCAAGGACAAACCAGUGCAUGUGAGCCGCCACUUUAUCGGUCGGGACAUUCACAGUGAUCAGGUUAUCUGGGGAAAGAUUUCCAUGGUUGAUGCAGAGAAACGAUUAUUGGCAAGUGCCCUCCAAGAUCCUAGUAACCAGCAUUUUGUCUUACUUUCUGAAAGUUGUGUACCUUUGUAUAGUUUUGACUACAUCUACGACUAUCUGAUUAAUACAAACAUCAGCUUUGUUGAUGCCUUUGAGGAUCCCGGUCCUCAUGGAAAUGGCAGGUAUUCAGAACACAUGUUACCUGAAAUUGAGAAGAAAGACUUCCGCAAGGGUGCACAGUGGUUCACAAUGAAGCGCCAGCAUGCUGUGAUAGUACUGGCAGACAAUCUUUACUACUCAAAAUUUCGGGAGUACUGCAGGCCAGGUUUGGAGGGGCACAAUUGUAUUGCUGAUGAACAUUACUUGCCAACCUUUUUCAACUUGGUUGAUGCGGGUGGCAUUGCCAAUUGGUCAGUAACUCAUGUUGAUUGGUCUGAGAGAAAAUGGCACCCAAAGUCUUACAGGGCUCAGGAUAUUACCAAUGAGCUUCUAAAGAAUAUAACGUCGGUCGAAGUGAGUGUGCAUGUUACUAGUGAUGAAAAGAAGGUAGUGCAGAAAUGGCCUUGCUUAUGGAAUGGUGUGCGACGGCCGUGUUACCUAUUUGCACGGAAGUUCAUGCCAGAUGCUCUAGAUAACUUAUUGCACCAUUUUGCCAAUUAUACAACGAUUUGAGCACGAUAUUUUUGACUAUAUUCUUUGGUCGGAUUGGCUGAUGCUUUCGACCCAAUUUGCUCCGUCUUGGUUUGCCGUAUAGCUUUUAAAGAUGUAAAUGGCCAAAUUAUUGAGGCAUGAUUUCCCCCUACCACAAUUGUUGAGUGCAAAAGGGCAACUAGCAGAGCAAUCAGUUAGCUAGGGUGACCUGAGUCAGGAAGGAUGCUAACAAGGUUAGAGUUGCUUCUUGAGAAUGGGUGACUUCUUGUCUCUAUGACCCCUCCGUUUUGGGUUUUGGGCUAUCUUUGUACUAGCUUUAAGAAGAGAAUUUUUUUGGGGAAACACCUUUUUUUUUUUAUUUUUUUUAUUUUUAAGUUUGGUCUUUUGUAAUAGAUGGAAAAUGUGAAGUUGCAAAUAUAACAAAACAAUAGCUCCCUGAAAUUCGUGCUUCAGUUCUCAAAUUUCUGUGUCAACCAGUGUGCUUAUGGAUGAAACUGUAGAACAUCGGCAUUUAUAAUUUAACCCAAGAACAUUUAACUUGUA